Molecule: messenger RNA, 1218 nt
Organism: Cylindrotheca closterium
Lineage: Eukaryota; Bacillariophyta; Bacillariophyceae; Bacillariales; Bacillariaceae
Source: the annotation of a GenBank genome assembly
AUGGCUGCUGACGGAAUAACCCCAAACGAAAUGACUUCCCUCACUGAUCGUCAUUCGGUACCUUACCGAUCGUCCUCUCGAAAACAUUGGUUUGAAGAAGAGCGACGGCAACUCCUCUUGCUGCUGACAGAGCCAGAGUCUUCGUGGGGAGCAUCCUUUUUCUUUGUUAUUCUGAUAGCGCUGAUCACAUUUUCCAAUGUUUUGAUGGUUAUUCAAACCAUGGAUUCCUGGCAGUUUGUCCCUACGGAUUGCGUCACCUGUGGUGGCAAUGUUUCCUACAUGUUUGAAGACGACGACCAAGUGGAGAUGGUCACUGUCGGCUUUUGCAUGUGCCCACCGGCGCCGCUCCCAAUCACCGAGACGUUUGUAAGGUACAUCAUGUUUUUCUUUACUGUUGAGUGGAUCUUGCGCGUCGUUUGCUUCACAUCGGAUCCGAAUGAGACCAAAUCGCACAUACGACAAUUGUAUGACUAUAUUACGUCGAUGUCAAUGAUGCUCGACUUUUGGGCCUGUUUUCCAUACUAUCUCGAAAGUAUCAAUAUACAGUCGCUGGUCAGCUUGAGAUUGCUGCGACUUCUCCGGGUUUUCAUGCUACUACGGUUGGGAAUGUAUAAUUCCAUGAUGAAAACACUCACCAACGUCCUCACCAAGGCUGUGGAGUACUUGAAGCUUCUUGUAUUAUUCCUCAUCUUCGGUGGCGUUCUCUUUGGAUCCGUUGUGUAUUGGGUGGAACGUGGGCACUGGAAGUACUUUGAACCUGCGGACAGUUAUCAGUUUGUUAGAACAGCUGUGGAUGGCGUGACGGAAGAAAUCAGUCCUUUUCGGUCCAUCCCCAAAGCGAUGUGGUGGUUUGUUGUGACCGCCACUACUGUCGGAUACGGCGACACUUAUCCUACCAGUACUGCUGGCCAGUGUUGUGCGGCACUAGCCAUGCUCACGGGUGUUCUUGUCAUUGCCUUCCCCGUGAGUAUCUUUUCCGAUUUAUGGCACGAAGAAAUGAAAAACAAACACGGAGGCAAAGACAGUUUUGAUGACGAUGGAAAUGAUUGGAAUCAGACGAUGGCACCAGCAUCAAAUGAUAGCUCCAAGGUGGUGAUGGACAAGAAAGACUUGAAAGCAAUUGCUGAGUGUUUUCGUGUCAUUCGGGAAAAGGAAGAUCGGCUGUCGACGAUACUUUCCAAGUACAAUAUGGAUGGAGAAAUGAAAGAAAUUCUCUAG